Molecule: messenger RNA, 975 nt
Organism: Sodiomyces alkalinus F11
Lineage: Eukaryota; Fungi; Ascomycota; Sordariomycetes; Glomerellales; Plectosphaerellaceae
Exons: 7
Coding region: 1-975 (324 amino acids)
Source: RefSeq, a predicted model, not a curated record
AUGGAUGAUGAUGAUGAUGAUGAUGAUGUUGAUGUUGAUGGCGGGGUAGCGAGAACAAUGGAACAGAGGAAUCAACACGAUGUAGGAUUGGACGAUAAAUGCAGAGAGGUGAUGGUCCGUCAACGUAUUUUUCCGCCUGUAGCCAGCUGGAAAUCCCAUGAAAACCGACUUGUCGUCCGCCAUGUUCAGAAUUUUCUCAAUGAGCGUUCAUUGAAACUCUCCGAAGUCGGACGGCGCCCCGAAUUAUUUGUUCUCUUACGAAAUGAAUUGACCAUCGUGGAUAUCAUAUCGCACAUUGGCGAGAAGAAAGAAACCUUUGCCCAACCAACGGGGAGGGGAGAAAAGGUCAGCUCAUGGCACUGCGUCCAAGCUUGGAUCUCGUGGGUGAUUCUUCAUGAGCUUCUUCACUCCCCCGUCCCGAGCCGAGAGGGCCCAUACUCAUCCCCUUCGAAUCGUAUUCCGGGGACGAGACCGAACCAAUACCCGCAGUGGAAGACUAUCACCGACCCUUCGACCAAUGAUGGUCUAGAUCGAAUUACCGAACGUCGCCGGAAAGAUGCGGAAGGAAACGGCGCUUCGACGACCCAGCAUCUCCAUUUCUCAUCUCCGGACAUUGCUCUAGUCUUGGACUUGGGAAUUCGCGAAGAUUCCUUGUUGGCCAUCAAACGAUAUCUUAAGCUGGCCGGUCGCUUGGGAACCACCUCGGGUCUUCUCGUACACACCUCCAAGACGGACCAUAACGCCCAUAUCACAACAUCUAUCGCCUUCUAUCACCAUCUCUCGACCUCGUAUUCGGGUUCCUUCCCUUUCCUCUUCCUGCCAAGGCUUUACUUAACACCUUCCUCGCUCGUGUAUCCAUUGCUCAUCGUGACUCGUGCUGCGCCUGUCCUCUACCUCUACCUCUACCUCUACCUCUACCUCUACCUCUACCUCUACCUCUACCUCUACCUCUACCUCUACUUAAUAUUUAGCUAA